Molecule: messenger RNA, 11130 nt
Organism: Astrephomene gubernaculifera
Lineage: Eukaryota; Viridiplantae; Chlorophyta; Chlorophyceae; Chlamydomonadales; Astrephomenaceae
Source: the annotation of a GenBank genome assembly
GUCCUCCACGGCGGGACCUGCGCGCAGACCGCCAGCUGGCUGCCAGGCUCCACACGAGGAGGGCGGCUUGCAUGCGGGCGUGUCGUCGUCUGCCCCUGCUGCCGCUGCUGCUGUUCAUGCUGCUGCUCCGGCCACUAUCGGCCAGGCUGCUGAGGUAGGGAGGGCAACGACAACAGCAGCAGUCACAACGGCAGCAACUACAACUGGGGCAACCGCGUCAACGAGGCCACCGUUGUCACCAGAGCAGCAGCAGCAGCAGCAGCAGCAGCAGUCGGGCUUUUCCUCGUUGCUUCCGUCGUGGGCUUACCGCUCCCAACAGCUGCCCCCAGCAGUGCACUCCCCCGCCUUCGCCCCCGCCUCCGCCUCCUCCGCCUCAAUACCGUUACCGCCGCCGUCAAUGCAAAAAUCCUCCGCAUCCUCGUCACGCCCACCAGCGACAUACCUGGCGGCAGAGCCCGCUGGGGCGGAGGCGGCGGAGGCACCCGGCCUGCCGCCGGUACCCGAGGUCGCAGUAUCGCGGGCGGUGACGUCAGAAGCGGCAACCAUGGCGCGGACAGCAUUCAUGGCUCCGGCGGCAUUCAUGGCUCCGGCGGCGGCGGCGCCACUCCUGGCUCAAGUGUGCCGGCCGACAGCUGGGUUGCCUGCAUGGGCAGGGAUCCAGCCAGGGGUUGCAACGAGGGUAUCCAUGGCGGCAGGGGCAGAGGCGCCGGUGCUGGCAGCAGCAGCGGCGCCCCAACAUCAACAGCAGCAGCAGCAGCUGCUGCAUGAUGCUGCACCCGUGUUGCUGCAAUCACCGGCAGCUCCAACACCACCGCAACCGCCAUCUCAACCACCACCACCACCGCAUGCGUUGCUACAGCCGGCGUCAGCUUCAUCGCUCUUCCACUUCGCCGCGCAAUCCGGCUCUGACGCGCAUGAGCAACAGCGCCCGAAAAGCCGCUGCGUGCCACUGCAGCCGCCUAGUGCGGCCUCAUGCAGCGAGCCGCCGCGUGCACCCGCUGCCUACGCCUCCUCCUCCGCCUUCGCAACCAUCACGGCAAGUACGGCGGCAACGAUCACCAGCAAGCUACCGGUAGGUCCCCCCGCCGGCGGCAGCGGCCGGGCUGCUGCGCCAGCUGCACAUGCAGUAGCAGCACCGCCGCCGCCGCCGCCGCCGCCGCCAGCUUCCCCAGCGGCGCCUCCGCUGCUACCUCCGUCAGCCCCGCUGUCCUGGGCCCUACCAGCUGCGGCGACCUACUUCCCCGUAUGGACUGCUCCAUGUCUCCCCAGCCUAGCUCCCCCGCAGUCUGGUAGUGCAGCAGCAUCCGUACUGCCGCUGGGCUUUCCUGGCGGCGUCGGCGGCGGCGACGGCAGGGUUGGCGGCGCCCAGAGCUGCGUAAGCCGCAGCGAGGACGCCGAUGCCGAUGCCGACGGCAGCGCCCUAGACGAAGCUGAAGCUGGCAGCGGCGACGGUGACGAUGACGGCGGUGGCGGAGGCGGCGGAGGUGGUGACGAUGGAAGGCCUGUCGUACAGCGGAUCACAUUUGCACCGCUGCCGCCGCUGCAACGGCACCUGGCGGCGGCGCAGCACUUCGAGGCCAGCUGGGUUCGCUACAUGGACUUGGCGCGGAGGGCGGAGUCCGCCUUGGGCGUCGAGGUGGUGGCGGCGGCGGCGGCGCUGUACGGCACGGGAGGUGGCGGCGGCGGUGAGGAGGGCAACGUAGAGGCAGCAGCAGCGGCGCCGGUACUGCGCCCCACUGUUCAGCCUCCGCUGCUGCGACCCCCGCAGCGGCAUGAAGAGCAGCGGCACCAGCUUCAGCAGCAGCAGCGGACGCCUCACCUGCCCAAUCAUGCGCCUCAGCAGUGGCACCAACAACAGCCCGGGUACCCCCUGCUGGGUGCACAGCCCGCAGGCCCCCCCUCCGCCGCUCACCACCACCGGCAGGGCAUCCAACCGCAACCGCCGCCCGCCCCUUCCACCAGACUGCUGGCUUUGGCUGCUGCCGGGGCUGCUGGGGUAGCCACAGGGAUGCGGUAGCGGCGACACCGUACACCGUACACCUUGCUUGGCUUGCGGGACCCCUCGGCGAAUGCCUCUCUGCUUAUUGUGGAUACCGUACCAUGUCACGCGAGUUUCGUGGUUGCUCGUUGCCGGGACUGGCUGCUGUGGCUCUUGAUGGUUCUCAGUCGGGUCGUGUUUGGUGUAGGUGGUUUGCAGCCGUCCUGUUUGGGCAUGGCUCCCUGCAUUGUGCAGGAGACGUGCCAGUUGGGGUAGGGCGGUCGGCGCCGUACCAAGGGGAUGCAUCCCUUCACGAUUGGCCAGUACGGAGUGUGAAGGAUGGUGGGAUGUAUUUUGUGGUACAUUGCUAGACCUCUACAUGCGCAUGUGUAUUAUGCACUAAGCACUUGCACCUCUUGCAGAAAAUGGAGUGGGACUGUCGUACUUGUAGGACUGUCGUAAACGAGUGACAACGAUAAACCAAUUGCAAAACAACACAAUCGCCGCGUAAGACGCCAUGAGUCAGUAAACGUAUUCCUGUUUGUCUUACGGUCGUCCAGUCCCUUCUAAAGGUUGCUUUGCCUGUGUUGCUUGCUUGCCUAGUCACAUUUCCCAAGGUUCAAGAUCCACAGGCAGAAGCAGCUACCAAUGGCAGGCAUACGAUGUGUUUAUACUUAUACUUCUAUUAGGUGAUAACGAGGUGCUGCCAAUUGUGUUGCUUCGCAAGGAAACGACUGUGAGGAAACUCCUUCUCCUUACGCUAGACACCUGCACACUUAAUAAGACUUUGAAAUGGAUACCUUUCCUGAGUUGGCUAGCUCUGCAUCGUCAUCGAGCAGCUCGUGGUCAUUGCUUGCACGUGACGAGCCUGCAGAUGUUGCUUGCCAAGGCACCUGCAACGUCUGCAAGCGAGCCUGCUCCCUGCACAACUCAGCACCCGCACAGACAACCUUAUGGUCAGCGCCCCAACGACUCGCGGAUAGCCUCUGCUGUGAAAUCGAUGGCCACCUGAAGGCUAUGGUGGAGAGCGCCAGCAUGCCAGAGUGGAAGCUCAAGCACUAUGAGCUCCUCAUGACACGCAUCGGCGAAGCCCUGCGGCCGGCGUACAGAAAGAUGGGUCGCAAGGACCCGUUGGAGAUGCAGCUCGAUGGCUCCGUCAUGAAGGGCACGGCGCUGCAGGACAGUGACGUGGACCUGCUCGUCAAGACGCAGUACGACGUGCCACGUCGGCUGAAGAACCGGCUGCUGGAUGCGGUGGAGAGGUCCCUACGGCGCUGCGGCGACUACCGCCACGUGAGCAUCAAGCGACACCGCAAGUCAGCAGACCUGAGCGUUACGCUGACAGACGCGGCGGCGGCUGCAGGUCGCCCCGCCUCCUCCGCCCCCCCUGCUACUGCUCCAAGCGGCUCUCCGGGGAGUAGCUACCCGGGCGCCGGCAGCACGAGCACCAGCAGCGCUAACACCAGCACUAACAGCAGCGAUAACAACAGCAGCAGCAGCAAGCCCACCCCGCCUGUGCGGCUGUCCGCUGACCUGUUGUUCGAAUUCGCAACGGUGGGGGCGCUGGUGUCGGAGGUGGCUGACACGCUGGUGCAGUGCCCUCCCGCCAAGCUGGCGGUGAGGGCCAUCAAGCUCUUCAUGAAGGAGGCCUACAGUGUUCCCAAACUCAAGAGCUUCUGUGUGGAGGCGCUUGUACGGCACGUGGUGGAGGACUGCGGGGCAGGAGGGGGAGGGGGAGGAGGAGCUGCUGGUGGGGCGGCGGCGGGGCAGCCGGCCUCAGCUGCGCAGAUAUUCUGGAUGGCUCUGUCGCUGUUCGUGCAGCCCGGUAUGACUGCCAAGGAGCUGCAGGCGCGGGUGGCUCCGCACGUGCUGUUCGAUUGCGGCUGCCUGUUCGACCGGGGGGUGUUCAUUGGGUGGCGCAACAAGGUCACACACCUGCUCAAGCAGCUCUACAGGUUCGCCCAGGCGCUUAAGGAUGGGCUGCUGCCGCCCGGAGACGACCCACGGGUCGUUCUAAAGAAGAUCUUCCGGGGCUACGGCAAGCGGGCGCCUCCGCCGCCCGUAAAGCAGAGUGCUGGAGGUAACGGGGACGAGGAAGACGACGAUGCGAGUGAGGAUGAAGACGAGGACGACAGCAGCAGUAGCGACGGCGAUGACGAGCCGCGUCCGUCGCGUGCCUCCACUGUACAUGGGCAGCAGCAGCCGCAAGCGCACGUCUGGUACGAGGACCCGCUGGCCGGCAUCCCCGCCCCCGCCCACGCAGCCUACCGGGGGCUGUCCGCUUGGAAGGCCGACCGGCUGCACGGCCCGCCGCCGGUGUACGGCGGGGAAGGGUGCAGCGGGGGAGCUGGUCGUGGCAAAGAAGGAGGAGGGGGCCGCAGCAGCAGCAGCAGGGAGGAGAAGAAGACGCGCGAGAAGCCCAGACGCGCUGACGGCGGCGGCGGCGGCGUUGGUGGUGGUGGUGGUGGAGGAGGUGGAGGUGGAGGAGGGGAUCCGAGGCGGCUUACGGAUGCCGCUGAGACACCGGCGGCGGACGCGGCGGCGCCAGGGUCGGUACAUGCAGCGGAUGUAGCCGCACCCGAGGCCGAGCCAGAGGAGGAGCCAGCGCCCCCCGCGUCGCCUCCGCCGCCGCCACAUGAUGGGCCAGCUGGCGGCGCUAGCGAAGGUACUGUGGCAGCCGUCGCAGGGGGGGCUGGACGGACCCCUUGGCAUGGAGCAGCAGACGGAGCUGGUACGGCAGGUGUUUGAACAGGGAGGCGGCGGGGCACGUCCGGGCGGAGCGGAGGCUGCAGGGAGGGAGGAGGAGGCAGCUGAGGAAGCUGAGGAGGAGUCAGAAGAAGGCGGCGAGGAGGUGCAGGACGAUGAAGAGGAGGACGAUGAAGCUGAGGGCGAGGAGGAGGGCACGGAGGAGCGGCUGGAGGCCUUCCUGUCCUCCCACGCGGUGGAUGUGCAGCACGUGAUGCGAACCAUGUGGCGUCACAAGAGCAGUCCGCAGCCGCCGCCCGGCGACCUGGGGAGCUGGCUGGAGGGGCUGCUGGCGGCGGCGGGGGCGGCGACAGGGGGUGGUGGUGGUGGUGAGAAGGGCAAUAACGGCGAUGGCGGCAGGAGUGGAAAGAGUGGCGGGGAAGGAAGUGGCAUGGAGCCCGCUGUCAGUGUGGGCAGCAGCGCUGGGGCGGCGAACAACAACAACAACAGCGGUGGAGGCGGAGGCGGUGGGGUGCAGCCGCAGCAGCCGCAGCAGCCUUGCGCUCCUCCUCUGUCGCCCCUGCAUUGCUGCUCCUCAGCUGCGCCCCACCCGGCUGCCCCAACUGCUGCUGGUGGUGCCGCAACUGCUGCUGCUCCACCCUCUCUGCCUCCUCCUACGUCCCCAGCUGCUGCUCCUGCUGCUGCAGGCCCCCGGCGCCUCUUCGUUCCGCACCCGCUAGCGCCCCUCUUCGCCCAUCCGCUGGCAGCAGCCGCCCAUGCAGCCUGCUUCAAACCCUUCCCCCGUCCCUCCACGACCCGCAGACCCGCCCUCGCUCCCGCUGCCCCCUCCGCCUCCACCACCACCACCGCUGCAUCCGUCGCCGCCUCUAGCCCCAGCACCCCAACCAGUCAGCCGCCUGCUCCUCCCUCCCACGCACCGCCGCAGUUGCCUAUGCACGCCAGCCAAGGUGCCAGCAGCAGCAGCAGCGGCAGCAAUUUCCGCCCCGCAGGCGGAGGCGAUGCAGGCGCCGAUGGGUCCGGUACCCACCCACCACCACCUGUGAGUGUCAUCAAUACCCCGGCAGCGGUACCCGCAGCCGCCACCACCACCUCCGUCACCGCCGCCGCUGCCACCGCCACCAGCAGGGCGGCUGCUGGUAAUGACGCUGCUGCCGCUGCUGCAGGUAGCGCAGGCGGCUGGCGGUCCUCCACGGCGGGACCUGCGCGCAGACCGCCAGCUGGCUGCCUGGUUCCACACGAGGAGGGCGGCUCGCAUGCGGGCGUGUCGUCGUCUGCCCCUGCUGCCGCUGCUGCUGUUCAUGCUGCUGCUCCGGCCACUAUCGGCCAGGCUGCUGAGGUAGGGAGGGCAACGACAACAGCAGCAGUCACAACGGCAGCAACUACAACUGGGGCAACCGCGUCAACGAGGCCACCGUUGUCACCAGAGCAGCAGCAGCAGCAGCAGUCGGGCUUUUCCUCGUUGCUUCCGUCGUGGGCUUACCGCUCCCAACAGCUGCCCCCAGCAGUGCACUCCCCCGCCUUCGCCCCCGCCUCCGCCUCCUCCGCCUCAAUACCGUUACCGCCGCCGUCAAUGCAAAAAUCCUCCGCAUCCUCGUCACGCCCACCAGCGACAUACCUGGCGGCAGAGCCCGCUGGGGCGGAGGCGGCGGAGGCACCCGGCCUGCCGCCGGUACCCGAGGUCGCAGUAUCGCGGGCGGUGACGUCAGAAGCGGCAACCAUGGCGCGGACAGCAUUCAUGGCUCCGGCGGCAUUCAUGGCUCCGGCGGCGGCGGCGCCACUCCUGGCUCAAGUGUGCCGGCCGACAGCUGGGUUGCCUGCAUGGGCAGGGAUCCAGCCAGGGGGUGCAACGAGGGUAUCCAUGGCGGCAGGGGCAGAGGCGCCGGUGCUGGCAGCAGCAGCGGCGCCCCAACAUCAACAGCAGCAGCAGCAGCUGCUGCAUGAUGCUGCACCCGUGUUGCUGCAAUCACCGGCAGCUCCAACACCACCGCAACCGCCAUCUCAACCACCACCACCACCACCACCACCACCACCGCAUGCGUUGCUACAGCCGGCGUCAGCUUCAUCGCUCUUCCACUUCGCCGCGCAAUCCGGCUCUGACGCGCAUGAGCAACAGCGCCCGAAAAGCCGCUGCGUGCCACUGCAGCCGCCUAGUGCGGCCUCAUGCAGCGAGCCGCCGCGUGCACCCGCUGCCUACGCCUCCUCCUCCGCCUUCGCAACCAUCACGGCAAGUACGGCGGCAACGAUCACCAGCAAGCUACCGGUAGGUCCCCCCGCCGGCGGCAGCGGCCGGGCUGCUGCGCCAGCUGCACAUGCAGUAGCAGCACCGCCGCCGCCGCCGCCGCCGCCAGCUUCCCCAGCGGCGCCUCCGCUGCUACCUCCGUCAGCCCCGCUGUCCUGGGCCCUACCAGCUGCGGCGACCUACUUCCCCGUAUGGACUGCUUCAUGUCUUCCCAGCCUGGCUCCCCCGCAGUCUGGUAUUGCAGCAGCAUCCGUACUGCCGCUGGGCUUUCCUGGCGACGUCGGCGGCGGCGACGGCAGGGUUGGCGGCGCCCAGAGCUGCGUAAGCCGCAGCGAGGACGCCGAUGCCGAUGCCGACGGCAGCGCCCUAGACGAAGCUGAAGCUGGCAGCGGCGACGGUGACGAUGACGGCGGUGGCGGAGGCGGCGGAGGUGGUGACGAUGGAAGGCCUGUCGUACAGCGGAUCACAUUUGCACCGCUGCCGCCGCUGCAACGGCACCUGGCGGCGGCGCAGCACUUCGAGGCCAGCUGGGUUCGCUACAUGGACUUGGCGCGGAGGGCGGAGUCCGCCUUGGGCGUCGAGGUGGUGGCGGCGGCGGCGGCGCUGUACGGCACGGGAGGUGGCGGCGGCGGUGAGGAGGGCAACGUAGAGGCAGCAGCAGCGGCGCCGGUACUGCGCCCCACUGUUCAGCCUCCGCUGCUGCGACCCCCGCAGCGGCAUGAAGAGCAGCGGCACCAGCUUCAGCAGCAGCAGCGGACGCCUCACCUGCCCAAUCAUGCGCCUCAGCAGUGGCACCAACAACAGCCCGGGUACCCCCUGCUGGGUGCACAGCCCGCAGGCCCCCCCUCCGCCGCUCACCACCACCGGCAGGGCAUCCAACCGCAACCGCCGCCCGCCCCUUCCACCAGACUGCUGGCUUUGGCUGCUGCCGGGGCUGCUGGGGUAGCCACAGGGAUGCGGUAGCGGCGACACCGUACACCGUACACCUUGCUUGGCUUGCGGGACCCCUCGGCGAAUGCCUCUCUGCUUAUUGUGGAUACCGUACCAUGUCACGCGAGUUUCGUGGUUGCUCGUUGCCGGGACUGGCUGCUGUGGCUCUUGAUGGUUCUCAGUCGGGUCGUGUUUGGUGUAGGUGGUUUGCAGCCGUCCUGUUUGGGCAUGGCUCCCUGCAUUGUGCAGGAGACGUGCCAGUUGGGGUAGGGCGGUCGGCGCCGUACCAAGGGGAUGCAUCCCUUCACGAUUGGCCAGUACGGAGUGUGAAGGAUGGUGGGAUGUAUUUUGUGGUACAUUGCUAGACCUCUACAUGCGCAUGUGUAUUAUGCACUAAGCACUUGCACCUCUUGCAGAAAAUGGAGUGGGACUGUCGUACUUGUAGGACUGUCGUAAACGAGUGACAACGAUAAACCAAUUGCAAAACAACACAAUCGCCGCGUAAGACGCCAUGAGUCAGUAAACGUAUUCCUGUUUGUCUUACGGUCGUCCAGUCCCUUCUAAAGGUUGCUUUGCCUGUGUUGCUUGCUUGCCUAGUCACAUUUCCCAAGGUUCAAGAUCCACAGGCAGAAGCAGCUACCAAUGGCAGGCAUACGAUGUGUUUAUACUUAUACUUCUAUUAGGUGAUAACGAGGUGCUGCCAAUUGUGUUGCUUCGCAAGGAAACGACUGUGAGGAAACUCCUUCUCCUUACGCUAGACACCUGCACACCUAAUAACACUUUGAAAUGGAUACCUUUCCUGAGUUGGCUAGCUCUGCAUCGUCAUCGAGCAGCUCGUGGUCAUUGCUUGCACGUGACGAGCCUGCAGAUGUUGCUUGCCAAGGCACCUGCAACGUUUGCAAGCGAGCCUGCUCCCUGCACAACUCAGCACCCGCACAGACAACCUUAUGGUCAGCGCCCCAACGACUCGCGGAUAGCCUCUGCUGUGAAAUCGAUGGCCACCUGAAGGCCAUGGUUGAGAGCGCCAGCAUGCCAGAGUGGAAACUCAAGCACUAUGAGCUCCUCAUGACACGCAUCGGCGAAGCCCUGCGGCCGGCGUACAGAAAGAUGGGUCGCAAGGACCCGUUGGAGAUGCAGCUCGAUGGCUCCGUCAUGAAGGGCACGGCGCUGCAGGACAGUGACGUGGACCUGCUCGUCAAGACGCAGUACGACGUGCCACGUCGGCUGAAGAACCGCCUGCUGGAUGCGGUGGAGAAGUCCCUACGGCGCUGCGGCGACUACCGUCACGUGGGCAUCAAGCGGCACCGCAAGUCAGCAGACCUGAGCGUUACGCUGACAGACGCGGCGGCGGCUGCAGGUCGCCCCGCCUCCUCCGCCCCCCCUGCUACUGCUCCAAGCGGCUCUCCGGGGAGUAGCUACCCGGGCGCCGGCAGCGGCAACAGCAGCGCUAACAGCAGCAGUAACAGCAGCACUAACAGCACCAGCACUAACAGCAGCAGCAGCAGCAAGCCCACCCUGCCUGUGCGGCUGUCCGCUGACCUGUUGUUCGAAUUCGCAACGGUGGGGGCGCUGGUGUCGGAGGUGGCUGAUACGCUGGUGCAGUGCCCUCCCGCCAAGCUGGCGGUGAGGGCUAUCAAGCUCUUCAUGAAGGAGGCCUACAGUGUUCCCAAACUCAAGAGCUUCUGUGUGGAGGCGCUUGUACGGCACGUGGUGGAGGACUGCGGGGCAGGAGGGGGAGGGGGAGGAGGAGCUGCUGGUGGGGCGGCGGCGGGGCAGCCGGCCUCAGCUGCGCAGAUAUUCUGGAUGGCUCUGUCGCUGUUCGUGCAGCCGGGUAUGACGGCCAAGGAGCUGCAGGCGCGGGUGGCUCCGCACGUGCUGUUCGACUGCGGCUGCCUGUUCGACCGGGGGGUGUUCAUUGGGUGGCGCAACAAGGUCACACACCUGCUCAAGCAGCUCUACAGGUUCGCCCAGGCGCUUAAGGACGGGCUGCUGCCGCCGGGAGACGACCCACGGGUCGUUCUAAAGAAGAUCUUCCGGGGCUACGGCAAGCGGGCGCCUCCGCCGCCCGUAAAGCAGAGUGCUGGAGGUAACGGGGACGAGAAAGACGACGAUGCGAGUGAGGAUGAAGACGAGGACGACAGCAGCAGUAGCGACGGCGAUGACGAGCCGCGUCCGUCGCGUGCCUCCACUGUACAUGGGCAGCAGCAGCCGCAACCGCACGUCUGGUACGAGGACCCGCUGGCUGGCAUCCCCGCCCCCGCCCACGCAGCCUACCGGGGGCUGUCCGCUUGGAAGGCCGACCGGCUGCACGGCCCGCCGCCGGUGUACGGCGGGGAAGGAUGCAGCGGGGGAGCUGGUCGUGGCAAAGAAGGAGGAGGGGGCCGCAGCAGCAGCAGCAGGGAGGAGAAGAAGACGCGCGAGAAGCCCAGACGCCGCCUGCGCAGGCCGCGCCUUCCACGCCCACCUCCUCCUCCACGCCCUCCACAGCAGCAGCCCCGUCUAGCCUGUCGGACAGUCCCCCGCCUGGCCCGUCACUCCUGCCGGGCCGCCAACUGCCCCGUUCGGCGGCAGCAACCCCCCGCGCCGCGGCUGCUGCCGGCGCCAUUGCCCUUGCCAGUCAGGAGGAGGACGCCUCCCCAGUUGGAAGCAAUGGAAACGACUCCAGCUUCAGCCCCAACGAUGGUGAUAACGAUGAGCACGACGACGAUGACCAUGAUGAUGACGAUGACGUUCGUGUUGGUACUUCCGUAGAUCCGGCGAGUGCGCCUUCAACAGGUCUCGACACGGACGGCGUUCCCCCGUUGCCGGUGCUUCCCACUGCACCUGCUGCAACCACCACCACGACGCCAGCAGCAACCAUGACAGCAACCACCACAGCGUCAGCCACAGCGGCAUCACCCUCCUCCUCCUCCACGUCGGCCGCAUGGGCCGAUCUGCAGCCGUUGCUGCCUGCCGACCUGCUAGCUGGGCCGCUGACGGAGGUGUUGAGGCAGGUGGCGACGGCGUUCGGAGGGCCGCUGCAGCAGCCGCCGAGCUACGCAACCACUUGGAUGCGUACGAUGCUGCCUGACGGCGCGGCGGCAGCAGCAGCACCACCGCUGUCCUCGUCAUCAUCGUCGGCUACGUUGGAGGAGGAGGAGCCCCUCGAGGCACACACGGCCGCCUCCGCCUCCGCUUACACGACGGCCCUUGUCAACGAUGUAUCUGGCGCCGAGGCAUCCUCUUGCUCCUCGAGCUCCACUUCUUCGUCUUGCUCCGCUUUUCCUGCUGCAUCGGC